Paramecium sonneborni is the source of this 408-nucleotide messenger RNA. The record is from the annotation of a GenBank genome assembly. NCBI's taxonomy places the organism in Eukaryota, Ciliophora, Oligohymenophorea, Peniculida, Parameciidae.
CUAAACUAACUGAAAUCAAAAUUAUAUUCUAAGGGAAUUAGCACUUGAUAAUAUGUGAUAGUAAUGAAUUAUAACAUAGCUUAUAAUUAAUUAUAUAAAUGAAUUCAAACAGGGUUCCCUUGAAAAAGAUAUAAUAAGUUAGUACAACAUAUCGUAGAAAAAUAUCCAUAAAAACUGUCAAUAAUAGGAUUAAGAAAAUUAUUCUACACAAUUUAUAUUGCUUAGAAGGUAGUUAGUAUUAGUAAAUAAUUAUGCAACUAUAAUUUCGAAUGGAAGAAUAAAAAAAUAAUUACUCGAUAUAUAUAUAAUAAAUGAUCAAUCAGUCUUUUGAGGAAAAUAUGCUUAAAUAUGGCUGAAUGUUUGAGAUAAAAUUCCGAUAAAAUUAGACAAUAAGUCUUCAGCUUCAGG